Phytophthora sojae is the source of this 2481-nucleotide messenger RNA. RefSeq lists its product as hypothetical. The transcript has 7 exons. Gene Ontology annotation, biological process: establishment of sister chromatid cohesion; nucleobase-containing compound metabolic process. Gene Ontology annotation, molecular function: hydrolase activity, acting on acid anhydrides, in phosphorus-containing anhydrides; ATP binding; DNA helicase activity. Gene Ontology annotation, cellular component: nucleus. The record is from RefSeq and is a predicted model, not a curated record. Lineage: Eukaryota; Oomycota; Peronosporomycetes; Peronosporales; Peronosporaceae. Bases 1 to 2481 code for a protein of 826 amino acids.
AUGGACGGCGCCUUCUUCUCGUUCCCGUACGAGCCGUACUCUAUCCAGCUGGACCUUAUGCGCCAGAUUUGGGAGACGCUGGAGCGAGGCCACUGCGGCAUCUUCGAGAGCCCCACGGGCACGGGCAAGUCCAUCAGCCUCAUCUGCGGGGCUCUGACGUGGCUCACCAAGCACACGGACGACUGGCUAAGCGACUUCGAGCAGAAGACGGCGGAUCAGGAGGUCAAGUUCCGCCAGCAGAUGGCGAAGGAGGCUCUGGCCGGCAUCGAGAAGCUCCGACUGGAGCCUGAAGCAACCACCAAGAAACGGAAGAUGGCGAUAGCGUACAAUUACACAGAUCGCAAGCGAGGGCGUCAGAGCAACAGUACCAGCAGCAGUAGAGAGAGGAAGCAGGACGGAGACGACGCAGACGAACACUUGGUGGAUGCGUAUGACAGCGAUCGAGUGCGUCGCGGGAGCACUGACAGUGACGAGGAGAGCGCAGUGACUAGAGGUCGAUUUGGAGAAGAGAAGCCGGAUUUUGGCGUAGUGAAGAUCAUUUACUGCAGUCGGACGCACUCGCAGAUUUCCCAAUUCGUCCGCGAAAUCCGGAAGACUGCGUUUGCCGAACGGAUCCGUGUGGUGUCGCUAGGUUCUCGUAAGAACUUGUGUACGAACCCGAAUGUCACAAAGUUGACCUCCGACUUGAGAAUGACCGACAAGUGCUUGGACAUGAUGCAAAGCGGCAAGACCAAGAAUGGCAAGAAAGUGGGCAAGUGCCCAUUUUACGAGAAAGAGCUGCUGGGCCACUACAAAGACUACGCUCUCGCUCAUGUGCAAGACAUCGAGGAUCUACACACGCUAGGUGAAGACAUGUCGAUCUGCUCGUACUACGGCACUCGUGAGAGCAUCCCACUAGCUCAAAUUGUGACGGUUCCGUACUCCCUGCUGCUGAGCAAAGAUGCUCGGGAAACGCUUGGGCUCGGACUGGAAAACAACAUCGUCAUUUUUGAUGAGGCGCACAACAUUAUUGACGCGAUCAACAACACCUACAAGGUUGAGAUUACCAGUAAGCAGCUAGUUGUCGCGCGGAGGAGUUUGUGGUCAUACUUCACGAGAUAUGAGAAGCGAUUCAAAGGCAAGAACGCGUUCUAUAUCAAGCAACUUUUGUCGAUUAUGGAGAGUUUGACGAAGUUUCUUCGCCAGUUGAGCAAGUCCGCAGGGAAAGCUGCUUCGGUAGGCGACGACGAAGACGGUGCCACGGGGGCGCAAAUGAUGACCAUCAACGACUUUUUGUUCAGUGCUCGGAUUGAUCACUUCAACAUGUUCAAGAUUUUGGAGUACCUUAGUGAGAGUGGACUGGCGAAGAAAUUGGUGGGCUUUGUCGACUCUACGGGUACGAGCGGUUCUUCUGCUGCCCCGCCACCACAAAAUGCCACCGAUGACUCUGACGAAGGUUUCGAAAGCCGCCAUAUAUCACCCUUGCGAACGGUUGAGGCGUUGCUGAAGGCCUUGACCGCUGCUGGGGGUGAUGGCCGAAUCCUCACUCAACCAAAUAACGCAAGCAAGGGCGUUGAAGGCCUGGUCAGAUUUAUUUUGCUGAAUCCUGUGAUUCACUUCCAAGAAAUUGUGAAGAAAUCACGGAGUGUCAUUCUUGCAGGCGGAACAAUGCAGCCGGUAUCCCAAGUAAUCGACCAACUUUUCUCGUCUGUCCCGAGAGAAAGUGUAGACCUGUUCUCGUGUGGACACGUAAUUCCUCCUGAAAAUUUGCUGGGUUUCAGUCUCGCCUCGGGUCCGUCUCAGAAGCAUCUCGAAUUCACAUAUUCUAGACGAGGGGAUAUGGAGGCGCUCGACGAACUUGGUCGCAUCCUUUUCAAUCUUUCGCGCAUCGUGCCAGGUGGUGUUGUGGUAUUUUUCCCUUCUUAUCGCUUUGAAGACAAUGCGGUCCGUCGAUGGCAAACUACGAAACAGUACGAGCAAAUUCAAGCGAAGAAGGCCAUAUUCCGAGAGCCUAAAAAAUCCGAUGAGCUCGCCGAGGUCCUAAUGCAGUAUUCUGCAGCAUGUUCGCAAGACAAUCGCGAUGGCAGUGGCGCUAUGUUGCUCAGUGUGGUUGGCGGUAAGAUGUCGGAAGGAAUCAACUUCAGCGACGAGUUGGCUCGGUGUGUUGUGAUGGUGGGCAUGCCUUAUCCAAAUGCCCGAGACGCAGAGCUAGUCGAAAAAAUGGCAUUUCUGGACAAGAGAAGCCCCGGAUCUGGUCGGCAGUUUUACGCGAGUCUUUGUAUGAAAGCUGUCAACCAGUCGAUCGGUACGUCAAUUCGCCACCAAAAGGACUACUCGACCAUCCUGCUAGUUGACCAUCGAUACUCAAGCUCAGCUGUUCGCAGUCGCCUCCCUGAGUGGAUUCAGAAGCGCGUCCACCCUCCGACAUCAUUUGGGCAAGUAUACUCGCAACUGGUGCAGUUCUAUCGAGCAAAAGAAAACCAAGGUAGCGCUCAAGAGUAG